Messenger RNA from Beta vulgaris subsp. vulgaris (sugar beet), 2196 nucleotides. RefSeq lists its product as uncharacterized. The record is from RefSeq and is a predicted model, not a curated record. NCBI's taxonomy places the organism in Eukaryota, Viridiplantae, Streptophyta, Magnoliopsida, Caryophyllales, Amaranthaceae. The transcript has 4 exons. Bases 1 to 2196 code for a protein of 731 amino acids.
AUGGAGGCCUUCAGAAGGUGUGUUAAUCAUUGUGGCUUAGAUGAUAUUAAGUCAAAUGGUUGUUACUACACUUGGAACAAUAAACAACAAGGUAGUGACAGAGUCUUUUCAAAAUUGGAUAGAGUACUUGGGAAUGACAAAUGGAGAGAUCAAUUCAGUACAGCAGAGGCUAUAUUUAUGGAGGAAGGCCUCUUUGAUCAUACCCCUACAUUGAUUAGAGUCCAUGAAGGGAGUAGGAACAUUAGAGCUCCUUUCAAAUAUUUUCAUAUGUGGAGUAUGGGAGAGGAGUUCAUAAGUAAAGUUCAGAAUGCUUGGAACUUUGAAGUCAGAGGAUGUGCAAUGUUUAAGUUCACCAAGAAGCUGAAACAGGUGAAGAUAGUGUUAAAAGAAAUGAACAAACAGGGGUUCUCUCAGAUCCAUAUUGAAGAUACAAAAGCACAAAUAGCUUUGCAAGAAGCUCAGAAGGUGCUACAUCUGAAUCCUAAUAGCAUUCAAGCCAGAGAGAGAGAACAAUUAGCUGCACAGGAGUAUCAGAAGGUUCAUGCUAAAUAUUCUUCUUUUAUGCAACAGAAGAGUAAACUAUCAUGGUUAAAAGAUGGAGAUGAGAAUUCAAAAGCAUUUCACAAUGCUUUAAAAACUAGAAGACUUCAGAACACUAUUUAUGGUGUUGCUGAUAUUGAAGGGAGAUGGGUUGAAGAACAAUGUCAAGCACUACUGGUACCUUUCUCUCCCGAAGAAGUGAAGCAGGCAAUUUUUUCUAUUCCUGGUGAUAAAUCACCAGGACCUGAUGGGUUGGGGCAGCUUUCUAUAAAGAUGCUUGGAGUAUUGUUGGUGCUGAGUGUCAAAUGUCCUGGUAAUGUCACUGAAUUCAGGCCAAUUGCGUGCUGCAAUGUUAUAUACAAGUGUAUAACCAAGCUGAUGUGUUCUAGAUUGAGCAAGAUUCUCCCUGAAAUUAUAGCUGCAAAUCAGGGUGCUUUCAUAAAAGGGAGAUUUAUAGCACACAAUAUCUUAAUUUGUCAAGAUAUUGUCAAGAACUAUGGGAAGAAGGAUGUUGCACCAGGUUGUAUCAUCAAAAUGGACCUUAAAAAAGCAUAUGAUUCAAUAGAUUGGUGCUUUAUUGAAGAGUUACUACAAGCUAUGAAAUUCCCCUCCAGUUUUGUGGAGAUGAUUAUGGAAUGCAUUAAAUCUCCUAGCUUCUGUUUAAUGAUAAAUGGGGAAUUAGUUGGCUUUUUCAAGGGCAAGAGGGGUCUAAGACAAGGUGACCCCCUCUCACCAUUGAUUUUUUUGAUAUGCAUGGAAUAUUUCAGUAGAACAAUGAAGAUUGUAGGUGCGAAAGAUGAUUUCCAGUUCCACCCUAGAUGCACUGGUAUCAAACUCAACCAUCUGUGCUUUGCAGAUGAUAUCAUCAUGUGUUGCAAAGGUGAAUUCAAGUCAGUACUGAGAAUGCUUCAAGGAUUCACUCACUUCUCUGAGUCUUCAGGGUUAGAAGCCAAUAAACAAAAAUCUGAACUGUUUACAGUGGGGUUAAAGCAGCAGGAGGUCCAAAGGCUCCUUAAUAUGUCAGGCUUCAGUUUGGGGAGUUUCCCUUUCAGUCAAAGUUCAGGGAAUGUAAAUUGGGACUCAGUAUGCUGUAGUAAAAAAGAGGGUGGUCUUGGAAUCAAAAAUGUUUUGAUUUGGAAUCAAGCAACUCUAGGGAGGUAUGUGUGGGCAAUUGCCUUAAAGAAGGACAAUCUCUGGGUAAGGUGGGUGCAUGAACAGUAUGUAAAAGAAGAAAAUUGGUGGGAGUACAACCAUCCUCAGCAAUGCAGUUGGUAUUGGAAAAUGAUAUGCCAGGUGAAAGACCAAUUCAAGGUGAACUUUUCUUUGCCUCAGAUAUUGAAUAUGGGGGUAUAUUCAGUAACAGAAGUUUACAAGAGGCAGAUGAAUGUGCAGCAGAGUGUGAGUAGGUAUGGUGCUAUCUGGGGUAGACUGAAUAUACCAAAGCAUAGAUUUCUAUGCUGGCUAGUAAUGCUAAACAGAUUGAAAACAGCAGAUAGACUAACCAAAGUGGGUGUGAUAGAUGAUGCUACAUGCUUAAUUUGUGGAUUAACAGAAGAGACUCACUGUCAUCUGUUUUUUCAAUGCUAUUUUAGCAAAGCAGUUAUAAGGAAAAAUUUUCAAUGGUUGCAAAUGCAGUCCCAUGAUACAUCAGUAUAG